This is a messenger RNA of Sebastes umbrosus (honeycomb rockfish), 1254 nucleotides long. It is a transcript of the gene sncga, whose product is annotated as synuclein, gamma a. Gene Ontology annotation, molecular function: cuprous ion binding. The record is from RefSeq and is a predicted model, not a curated record. The transcript is spliced from 6 exons. Lineage: Eukaryota; Metazoa; Chordata; Actinopteri; Perciformes; Sebastidae. Gene Ontology annotation, biological process: synaptic vesicle endocytosis; synapse organization; chemical synaptic transmission. Gene Ontology annotation, cellular component: neuronal cell body; axon terminus; cytoplasm. Bases 232 to 606 code for a protein of 124 amino acids.
UCACCCUCCCUCUCUCCCUCUCUCUCUCUCUCACGUGCCCUCUCUCCACCCCUUCCCUCCCUCUCUCUCUCUCUGGUCCAUUAGCUGGAAGAACAGAUCACUGACAGACGAGAAGAGAAGAGACGACUGAGGCAGACAGAGCAGAAGAAGAAGAAGAAGAAGAAGAAGAAAGAGAGACAGAAGAGAAAACAACUGAAUAAAAAGAGAUAAGAAGAGAGAAGAAGAAGCAUCAUGGACGCUCUGAAGAAGGGAUUCUCCAUGGCGAAGGAUGGAGUGGUGGCCGCCGCCGAGAAGACGAAGGCCGGCGUGGGUGAGGCCGCCACCAAGACCAAGGAGGGGGUCUUCUACGUCGGAAACAAGACGAUGGAGGGAGUGGUGACCGGCGUGAACACAGUCGCCCAGAAAUCGAACGAACAGGCCAACGUCGUUGCUGACACUGCGGUUGCCGGGGCCAAUGAGGUGGCCACGUCAGCGGUGGAGGGCGUGGAGAACGCGGCGGUGGCGGGUGGAUUCAUCAGCACGGAGGAGGCGGCACCAGAGGCUGAGGAGGUCGACCACCCAAAAACAGAAGCAGGAGGAGAACAGACCGAACUGGCGGCACAGUAGAAUCUCGUCCUCACUUCCUGUUUCUUCCUGUCCAAUGAGCAACGAGAGAAGAGGAACCUUUACAUUUUAGCUGUCGCUCAACCCUCUGACCUCUGACCCUCCCUGAGAGAUUCAUCCCCAUCUACCGCGUUUCACUUAACCUCAUUAACCAAUAGAAAGCCUCCUCUUCUUCCUCAUUGCCUUCCCUCCCGUUGCCGUGGUUACACUGCCUCACACUCAUCGUACACACACACACACACACACACACACACACACACAUAAACACAAUGAUGUCAACAUUCAGAAUUUAAUCAGGUCGUAUGCGUCCAUACUCUCAGCUGAUUGGUCGGUGUGUGAUGACAUCACCCACCUGGCCGGGUGUUCACUUAAUGAUGCCGCAAGUGUCCUACAAGCCCCGCCCCUCUCCCUGUCAAUCACCCUGCUGACCCCGCCCCCUGACUGACAGAUAUCUGAAGCCUUGUGAAUGCAUGUUGCUUUACUGACACACACCUAAAAUACUAGAAAACACACACACAUGAACUAAUAAUGACUCACACACACACACACACACACACAUGAACACACACCUGCAGUCUGUUUCUGAUAUUAACUGAGCUGAUUUCUUUUAAAAAAAAAACAGAAGUGAAAUAAAAAUUUGUUUGAAAUCCA